Folsomia candida is the source of this 3550-nucleotide messenger RNA. Its product is annotated as integrin alpha-PS4. The transcript has 22 exons. Gene Ontology annotation, biological process: integrin-mediated signaling pathway; cell adhesion mediated by integrin; cell-cell adhesion. Gene Ontology annotation, cellular component: integrin complex; external side of plasma membrane. NCBI's taxonomy places the organism in Eukaryota, Metazoa, Arthropoda, Collembola, Entomobryomorpha, Isotomidae. Gene Ontology annotation, molecular function: integrin binding. The record is from RefSeq and is a predicted model, not a curated record. Bases 75 to 3449 code for a protein of 1124 amino acids.
GGCGGCUUACAUAUGUAUGUACUUGUGCACAUGCUGUACUUGCAGUAUAUUCGCCAUAAACUAUUUUUCUUAAAAUGGCAAAUUAUAAUAAAUUGUGGUGGUUACUUUUUGAAAUUUCAAUCUUCAACGUAUUCACAAUUAGUGGUUUCAAUAUUGAUACACGAUAUCCCAUUAUAAUCAAAAACUCUGCCGAUGGUACUGAUAGUCACUUUGGAACCACCGUGGUCUUGAUUAAUGAAAAAGACCCAGGCGUCAUUGUGGGGUCACCACGAUCAAAUUCAACACAUCCUGGACAUUCUCAAAUAUCUGAACCUGGGGUAGUUUGGCAAUGCUCAUUUCAAAAAUCUGGAAACAAUUGUCGUGUGGUAGUGAUGGAUCCAACGGGUAAUGUCCGGGAUCCAUUCCACACUAACGUGAUUGAUAGAAAAGACGGAGGAUGGCUGGGUGGGGCUUUGGCGGAGGACGCGGAUUAUUUCAUUGCGUGUGGAAGUCGCUGGCAAAAUCAGUUUUCAGCCGCAACCACGGACUAUUACAUGAACGGUAUAUGCUAUACGCGACCAAAAAGCGACAUAUUUCGUGACCCACUUCCCCCAGUUUCUCCAGAGUCAAGACUGCUUACAAUUACCGAUCCAAUCAAUCAACACAAGAACAUUUGGGUAUCUGGUCAGGCUGGAUUUUCGGUUCAUUCCCCUCCACAGGGUCACGAGGUGCUACUAGGGUCGCCUGGAGUACAAAACUGGAAAGGAAGUGUCAUUAGAUUGUCGAAAGAUGUCAAUAAUGGAAACAAACUGGUUAACCCUCAUGUUUUUAACGACGAAUUGACCACUCUAAACUUACAGAACGACAGUUAUUUCGGAUUUGCUGUAGCUUCUGGAAAGUUUCGGAAGAACAACAACGAAAAUACAGAGAUUCAGUACGUUUCAGGUGCGCCACGAGGGCAUGAUUUGAGAGGACGUGUUGUCCUGUUCCGAAUCCCUCUUGUCACGUCUUCUGAUAUCCUCGCUGACUUGCAAGGAACUCAAAUAGGAUCUUAUUUCGGAUCUGCUUUAUGCGUAGCAGACUUAAAUGCUGACGGUUGGGACGAUCUUUUAGUGGGGGCCCCGCUUUACAGUGUUGAGUAUAAAAGCCCGAGAGGUAACCAAAAAAAGUUAGAAAUGAGAUCCAUCGGAGGCAAGGGUGACGAGGGGACAGUUUUUGUUUACCUUAACAAUAAAGGGCUAGAUUUUCAAACUCCUACAAGAAUUAACGGACCUCUCUCAUGGUCACAUUUUGGAACUGCAAUAGCAAAACUUGGCGAUAUUAACAAUGAUGGAUAUGAUGAUAUUGCUGUCGGUGCCCCCUAUGCAAGGGAUGGUUCCGGAGUAGUUUACAUCUAUCAUGGAGCAUCAACUGGCAUACUGAAGGACCACGCUCAAGAAAUUGAGGGCAAGUCACUGGACACCUGGGUUAAAGGUUUUGGCUAUAGCCUUUCUUCAGGGAAGGAUAUUGAUCUUAAUGGAUAUAAUGACUUGGCCAUCGGAGCAUACGAUUCUGGACAUGUUGUAGUUUUGAGAUCCCGACCUGUCGUUUCAGUGUUUGGUGAGGUGCGUUCAACAGAAAAAAAGAUAUCCUUUGAUGCAACUACAUUUGAGAUAGAGUCAUGUAUUCAGUACACUGGCACCGCUGCCCCAUCAAAACUUGAGUUUACGGUGAAAAUUAUGAUUGAUGUCCAAUCAUUUCCAAAAAGGGUAUUUCUUAAAUUCCCAGAAGAAAGCACCCAUGCGUCCGAACAUACGUACCAGGAAGAAAUUUAUGCAGGACAAGAAAGUUGCACAAAGUUAAUCGCCGUCGUUGUAAAUGACCUCGAAUCUACUGGCAAACCUAUCGAAAUAAAGCAAACUCUAAUUUCUAUUCCGGGAGACGUUUCGGAAAAUGACGAUGACAUUACUAGGUUUCCUACAUUCUAUGAAAUCACACGCUUUGGUGGGCAAGUAAAUACUCGUAUUUCUGGACCAGGAUACUCGGCUUUUUGCAAAAGUUGUCCACUAAUUGAUGCAGCGUCUUCGAAGACUAAGGAACUCGUUCUACCCUUGGCAGUACUUUGUGGGGAUGACGAUAUUUGUAAUUCAGAUUUGCGAAUUGAAGCUACAUUUUUGGAAAUAAGACCCGGCGAAUCUUUUAUCCUUGGAUCCUCCCCUGUGCUAACAAUGAUAGUGAAAAUUGACAAUUUUAAAGAAACUGCGAUUUCACCUGUGGUCAAGGUGGUAUGGAAUUCUAAAACUCUCAAGAAAACCCCACCAGAAUGCCAUACGCCGUGGUCUAAUGACUCGUUUACAGAAGUGACAUGUCCCUUGGGAAGAACACUUGAUCAAGAUAAAUUCAGAACAAUUUCUUUAGAAUUUGAUGUCGGAGAAAUUGACGCAGGGAGCAUGGAUGAGCUAUUGAUACAAAUUAGCGUGUCAACUGCAUCUGAAGUUGCAGAUGUCAAUACAUUGACAAAAAACAUUACAAUUCCUUUCAUUUCUCGAGCUGACUUAUAUAUUGAAGGGUCGAACUCGAGUGCAAAAUUCAAUCUGGAAACACUAAGCGUGAAGACAAGCUUUUUACACACGUAUGAGAUAAGAUUGGAUGGUCCGACUCCCAUUGCAGGAGCAAUUGUUAAUUUUCAAAUUCCAACUAGUGUAGAACAUCCUUCAACUCCAAGGACAAAAUUCGAUAUUGCGGAGCCAGUGACGACAAUAACUUCAAGAAGAACAACGAUAUCAUGUUAUCCUGAGUCAGGAGCUUUCAAAAAAUUCACCAGGCUCACCGUUUCAAGAAGCAUGGACAUUGAUGACUCUGAAUCGAACCCUGAGAUGACCGAAGACUAUGUUGUAGAUCAAGAAACAUUAAUUGAGGAUCAGGAGGAUGAGGACUUUACGUUGACGAAUUCCUCGGACCCUGCGGACAUCAAGUUGGGAGGUUCAUUAUGGAGAAAGGCGGGGGGCGAACUAGAAAUUGGUUGCAAUUCUUCAAAAUCUACCGUUAUAUGCAUGAGUGUGAGGUGUCGCAUCGUUAGCAUGAGUCCUGGCACAAGCGUCACGAUAAUGUUUCCAAUUCGGGUGGAAUCGAGCAGCUUAAAAAAUUUAUUCAAGAAAAGUAAAUUCUCAUCGGUAAAAUAUAUCAGCACAGGGGCGACUGUGAUUUUGGGGGUAGAUAAAAACAUUCAGCCAAUUUCACACAAGCCCGAUACAGCGAUUUCGGUUUCCGUAAUAGAAGAGGAAGUUGCUAAACCAGUUUCCCAUUUAAUUUACUUGUUGGGAAUAUUCAUUGGUUUUUUGAUAUUGGCUCUUAUCAUUUACUGCUUGUACAAGUCGGGACUAUUCAACCGGAAGAAGGCCAAACUUAUCAAUAAUCAGGCAGAAUCGGAAUCAUUACAAAAGAAGGAAUCACAAGUGGGCAAGGAUGAAGAUGAUAACGAUGACGAAUAAUGAACUCGUCGGUGUUUUAUAAAUGCAUUAUAUUUUAAUUUUUUGUGUAUCAAAUUUCAACAUGUGUGAUUAAAUGUAUGUACUCGAAAGAUAUCUAAUAA